GGGACCUCUGUACGAGGUCCUGAUCAUGUGAUCACCGAUUGGCCAAUCAGUGAUCACGAAGCCCAAUCCAACAAUACAAAAAUCUGGAGAAACUGGAAGUAUUACUUCCUGACAUCAUUGCUUACUACUAGUGAAAUCUGUGAAUGAUUACAGAGGUCACAUGGUACAAAGCUAUUCACAACAGCCUUGUACCAUGUGACAAGCUGUGACCAAUCACAGCUCUCACAGUAUUUCUCAAUGGCUGCAAGAAUGCAGCUAGAGAGAAUGAGAAAUGAUUGCUU
Messenger RNA from Staurois parvus, 281 nucleotides. The record is from the annotation of a GenBank genome assembly. Lineage: Eukaryota; Metazoa; Chordata; Amphibia; Anura; Ranidae.